UACAUUACAAGAAACUGGAAACACUAUAUUCCAAGCAAGCAUCAGUAACCCUGGAUUAACAGAGAAGCUUCCCAGUAGACUUCAACCUUCCCUAUCUCACGCAGGGAUAAACCACCUGCUGUUGGAAAAGCCAGCAGAAAACUUGCUCUUUUUGGAAAACAGCACUUGCAAAGUCCAAAAUUAUACAACCCCUUGCAGAUCAAUUUGGAAGAAGAACCAAAGGAGGUGGCCUACUAGAAGCAGCAGCCAAGGAUUUUGAGGACAAAAUAGAAGAUUGGUGGCCAUGUAAAAUACAAAUCUAGUGCUUGUUAUCAUUAUGAUAGCAACUAUGAUUUACAAAGGCUUAUUACAUGCAGUCUACUAACUCUGUGAAACAGUUUGAGGACAAGAGGAUAGAGCAGUUCUUCCUGAAUUUUACAAAAAAGACAUAUCACCAUCUCUCUUAAGCCUUUUCUUUAGACCUACUUUUUGAGACCAGUGAGGUAAGACAUUCAAGAUGGAAGUAAAUAGAGAAAAUGUAGCAAAGUUGACAGCAAUGACUGAGAUUUAUUUCAAAUUCCAUGGAAACUUAACUGGACGUGCUCACUUUCCAACUCUGGCUACAGAAGUAGACAAAGCAGCAGAUAAAUAUUCUGGCCUCUAUGUCUAUGUGGGAUUAUUCUUAACAAUUCUGGCUAUCCUUCUCAUACUGUUUUUCACCAUACUUUUGCGCCUGAAGCAUGUUGUUUCCCCAGUCACCACCCCUCCAGAGAGCACUGAGAAUGUCCAGCAGUUCACAGAUGUGGAAAUGCAUUUCAGGAUUCCUACCACUUAGAGACCCCCAGGAAAAGAUGUGGUGGAAGAAACUUCUGCCCACCCGUAUGAGCCCUAUAACUUACUGCAUCACCAUCAACAGCAGCACAAGAGGCCUGGUGCCCUGAACUCAGACACUGAAUGGCUGCCACCCACUGGCUGUUAACCGGGCAACGUGUGUGCAAGGCCCUCAAUAAAAGUUAUGUUAUGAAAAUCACUGCUGUCAGACUCAUAUUCCUCUAAAAACCCUACAGAACAUGAUAAAAAGUGUAACCAGGAACGACAAAAAACAAAGAGAUGUAUAUAAGAACAUGUACCGGAGUCUG
Messenger RNA from Phasianus colchicus (ring-necked pheasant), 1118 nucleotides. It is a transcript of the gene SERTM2, whose product is annotated as serine rich and transmembrane domain containing 2. The record is from RefSeq and is a predicted model, not a curated record. Gene Ontology annotation, cellular component: intracellular membrane-bounded organelle. NCBI's taxonomy places the organism in Eukaryota, Metazoa, Chordata, Aves, Galliformes, Phasianidae.